This is a messenger RNA of Pistacia vera, 712 nucleotides long. RefSeq names its product phytohormone-binding protein-like. Gene Ontology annotation, molecular function: protein phosphatase inhibitor activity; abscisic acid binding; signaling receptor activity. Gene Ontology annotation, cellular component: nucleus; cytoplasm. The transcript has 2 exons. Gene Ontology annotation, biological process: abscisic acid-activated signaling pathway; defense response. The record is from RefSeq and is a predicted model, not a curated record. Lineage: Eukaryota; Viridiplantae; Streptophyta; Magnoliopsida; Sapindales; Anacardiaceae. The coding region runs from base 11 to 574 and encodes 187 amino acids.
CAUUCUAAUUAUGUGCAACUUCCUAUAUAUGAUUCUAUCAGUCGACCCACCCUGUAAACUUAUGUUGAUUUCUGUAAAACCACUUCUCACAAACUCGCACUGCAGCGGCAUGAUGAAGGAAGUUAAAUCCCAAGUCAAGGCUGGUGUUGAGAUUGGAACAUUCUGGAAAGCUCUGACUAAAGAUAUGAGAUUUAUCAUUCCAAAGAUUGUCCCAAAUUUAGUGAAGGAAGUGGAACUUGUUGAAGGAGAUGGUGGCCUCGGUUCAGUCCUGCUCUUCAAGUUUGGCUCUGAUGUGUCAAAUAUGAGUUACCAGAAGGAGAAAAUUGUUGAGCUUGAUGAGUGUCUGCAUAUAAUCUCACUGCAAGUGGUUGAAGGAGGCCACCUGAAUCUUGGUUUUUCUGUAUAUAAAACAACUUUCCAGUUGACUUCAAUAGGAGAACAUGAGACUUCGAUCGAUGUCAUUGUGGCAUAUGAGUCGGAAGUUGAAGAGAGUAGCAAGCCAUCAAAGACAACUGCUUCUGCAUUAGCUUUUAUCAAAUGCCUAGAAAGUUAUCUGCUUAAUGGUGCUUCCUAAAUUUUCUUUAAUUGUGAACUACUCCAUGAUCUAUCCAUAACUGGUCUUCCAUAAUCUCUAAAAGCUUGAUACAUGUAAUAGAAAAAACAUGUUGCUUAUAGCAGUUUUAGUAUUGUCGAAUACAAUCACUCUUCAACC